UCAUCGCCCCUACAUAUAAACUGAACAGAAGCGGCACUGCCCGAGAACAGAGCCACCCAUUACAAAACAAAACACAUAUUGCCUUUGUCCCUCUCUCUCUCCCGUUCCCAGUGAGAAGGAAGAGUGCAGUGGAGGCUCCUCUGUUUUCCUCUGCUGCUUUGUUUCCCUGUCAAUGUGGGGCGUGACUCGGCGCGACGUGACGGGCGUUGGGUUCAUUGAGUCGGCCGCGACCCAGUUUGAGGCUGGAAAGAGUAGAUGGAGGACUCUGCUACUUGCAUACCAGACGCUCGGAGUCGUUUUUGGGAGCCUCGUCACGUCUCCUCUGUAUGUGUAUCCCUCGAUGCCGUUGACCAAUCCGACAGAGGACGACUACUUGGGAGUAUACAGUAUCAUGUUUUGGACUCUCACUCUCAUCGGAGUUGUUAAAUAUACUUGUGUAGCUCUCAAUGCCGAUGAUCAGGGUGAAGGUGGGACAUUUGCAUUAUACUCGCUGCUCUGUAGGAAUAUGAACAUCGGAAUUCUCAAGUCCAAACGCGUAGAUUCCAACUCAAAUAUCUUGAGGAAUACCCAGCCAGCUGAAAAGGAAACUAGGCUUGCGAAAUUCUUCGAAAGGAGCAUCGUUGCUAGAAGAGCACUCCUGUUUAUUGCUAUGUUGGGCGUGUGCAUGCUUAUUGGUGAUGGUACCAUCACCCCUGCAAUUUCCGUGCUAUCGGCAAUCGAUGGAUUGAGAACACCUUUCCGGUCAGUAGUCAGCAAGUCUCUAGUGGAAGCUCUCUCAGCAAUAGUUCUGAUAGUGCUGUUCCUUCUCCAAAAGCUCGGAACCUCUAAAGUGAGCUUCCUGUUUUCUCCGAUCAUGGGGGCAUGGACUCUAUCCACUCCACUCAUUGGAACUUAUAGCAUCAUAAAGCAUUACCCGGGCAUAUUUAAGGCACUGUCUCCUGUCUACAUCGUUCGUUACUUCACGAGGAACGGGAAGAAUGGCUGGCUUUCACUUGGGGGGACCGUGCUCUGUAUUACCGGUUCAGAAGCACUGUUUGCAAAUCUUGGGCACUUCAAUCGAGCUUCCAUUCAGAUAGCAUUCCUGUUCACUAUUUACCCAUCAUUGAUUCUUACUUAUGCGGGUCAGACUGCUUACUUGAUCAAGCACCCCAGCGAUCACAGCGACGGGUUCUACAAGUUCAUUCCUUCCAGCGUUUACUGGCCAAUCUUCGUGAUUUCCACUUUGGCGGCGAUUGUGGCUAGCCAAUCGCUGAUCUCGGCAACCUUUUCUGUGAUCAAGCAGUCGGUAGUACUGGAUUACUUUCCUCGGGUCAAGGUGGUUCACACAUCCUCGAGCAAUGAAGGCGAGGUUUACUCCCCGGAAAUCAACUACAUCCUCAUGGUUCUCUGUGUUGCCGUCAUUCUUAUCUUUGGAGACGGGAAGGACGUUGGGAAUGCUUAUGGUGUCGUCGUAAGUCUAGUCAUGGUCAUAACGACUGUACUCCUGACCCUUGUUAUGAUCACUAUAUGGCGGACACCAGCAGUCCUCAUCGCUCUCUACAUUACAGUAUUCUUCAUGAUGGAGGGUGUUUAUGUCAGUGCGGUUCUGACCAAGAUCCAGGAGGGCGGGUGGAUCCCCUUCGUGAUAUCAAUCAUCCUUGCCUUCAUCAUGUUCGGGUGGUUCUACGGGAGGCAGAGGAAGAUAGAGUAUGAGCUCACCAGCAAGAUUGAUCUCGAGAGACUCGGUGUCUUGUUAUCUGAUCCUUGCGUUAAGAGGGUCCCGGGCUUGUGCUUCUUCUACAUGAACAUCCACAAUGGCUUAAAGCCGAUCCUCGGGCACUACAUCAAGAACAUGAGGUCUCUCCACGAGGUCACGAUCUUCACUACUCUCCAGUACUUAUUGGUCCCGAAGGUAGCCUCGCAUGAGAGGAUCAUAGUUAAGAAGCUCGGGCUCAAGGGGGUGUACAGUUGCGUGAUCCAAUACGGGUACGCAGACUCACUCAAUCAGGAGGGGGAAGAAAUUGUAGGCCAAGUCAUGAGCUGCUUGCAAGCCCAUUUGAGGAGUGUGUCAAGCUUCGAGUUGUCCUGUGACCCUCUGGAAGUCGAGCAGGAGAAUUCCGAAAUAGAAGAGGCAAAGCAUCAAGGCGUGGUCCACAUCCGAGGGAAGACCCAGUUCUACAUGGGGCCUAAUUGCGGGUGGUUCGAUAAGAUCUUGCUUCCGUUUUAUGAAGUCUUGCAUAGCAACUGCAGAUCAGCUCUCCCAACUCUUGGCAUCCCGUCACAGGAGCAAAUUGAAGUGGGAAUGCUCUAUGAGGCGUAAAUAACAGGCGUUGAAGUUUUGGAGCAAGAAGGUGUUUCGACCGUCUAAAGGUGGAAGAGGGAGUUAUUAUAAGAAUUAGAUAGACACAGGUUAUUAGUAAGUACAUGGGAGCUAAAAUCUUGUGAGUUCUAGUAUAUUCUGAGGGAUUCCAUGUAGGAACCAACACUUAGUAAGUGAUAGUAUUUUUCGGGUUCAUGAUGACUAUAUUCUGGUUGAUGUGAGGUUGUCCUGAUCUCAGAUGUUUCUGUUGCCAUAUUAUCAAGUCGAUGCGUGCUUUCCAGAAA
Punica granatum (pomegranate) is the source of this 2583-nucleotide messenger RNA. The record is from RefSeq and is a predicted model, not a curated record. NCBI's taxonomy places the organism in Eukaryota, Viridiplantae, Streptophyta, Magnoliopsida, Myrtales, Lythraceae.